CUGACCUUGGGUUAGGUUGGCUGGUUGGGUGCAUAACUGCAUAUGAAAGACCAUCAUUUCAAAACUCUAUGUCUUCUGAUAGCUAAUAGUUUUCUUCUCGCUGAGAUUCCAUCGAAAUUCAACCUACAUUUACCUUGUUUUCGGUUUUGACGGAAGAAAUCAUGAAUGGCGAACUUCCCAAUGUCAAAAAAUGGGUAGUUUUAUACCCUGUAUACAUCAAUUCUAAGAAAACGAUCGCUGAAGGUCGCCGAAUCAGCGUCAACAAAGCUUGCGAAAAUCCUACUUGCGAUGAGAUUGGAGAUUGCUGUAAAUUCCUCAAUCUUCCUUACCAUAAAGAGAUGGAAAAGGCUUAUCCAAGAGACUUCAUGCAAAGAGGGAGAGUAAGAGUAUUGCUUAAAAAAGAAGAUGGAAGCUUUUGUAAUCCUGAGGUUUCUUCCAGAAAGCUCUUGAUGUUGCGGAUUGCAGAAAUGGUACCCCGGCAUGUUGGAAGGACUACAAAGAAACAGGAAUCAGGCUCCAGCUCCAGUCAUGCACCUGCUAAAUCUAGCAAGGGAGGAAGAAAGAAAAAAUAAAUAGACGUCUCGUAUCUGUGAGUGUUCAACUUGAAUUUAGAAAAGAACUGUAAAUUGUGACCACAAAUUGUUUCAGUGCAAAUGUGGACUUUGGAGGAUUAGAAAUCUUGUGUUGGUAAAAUUUGGUGUUGAUCAGAUUGAUGAUCUUGGUCUGUUGAUCAUCCCAAUAACUUGUGCUUGUUUUUGAGGCUAAAUUUUGGUCCAGAGGUUCUUUUUUAAUCCACUAGUUGUGGGGCCGCGUGCACGCGGUCCUCCAAGUUACUCUAUUGAACUUUUUAACGUUAUUUUAUAAUAUGAAUGAAAAUAUUAAAAUGUAAUGUAUUGCAACGGUGUGAAAUAUACAAGGAUUGAAAAUGUA
Molecule: messenger RNA, 930 nt
Organism: Amaranthus tricolor (Joseph's coat)
Lineage: Eukaryota; Viridiplantae; Streptophyta; Magnoliopsida; Caryophyllales; Amaranthaceae
Product: signal recognition particle 19 kDa protein
Exons: 4
Coding region: 162-572 (136 amino acids)
Biological process (GO): SRP-dependent cotranslational protein targeting to membrane; SRP-dependent cotranslational protein targeting to membrane, signal sequence recognition
Cellular component (GO): signal recognition particle, endoplasmic reticulum targeting
Molecular function (GO): 7S RNA binding
Source: RefSeq, a predicted model, not a curated record